AUGGGAAUGAUGGAAUGGGCAGCCGAGGUUCACUCAUACUCACAAGUCACAUGUGGGUUACCCAAAUUCUUCAUGCAUGCAGUUAAAGACCAGGGCUGUGUCCAGCACUCGGGAAAUGGUAUUGGAAAAUGCCCACUGACUUGUGCUAUUUUCAAUAUUUUCCUUUCAAUUAUUGCUGCGCUACUACACUUGAAUGUUCAUCUGGCACCUAGAAGGGCCAAGAUUGUGGAGGGUGACGCAAAAGCUACAGGUUGGUCUGAUAGGUUCUCGGGGCAAACAGGGUGCAACUUUGACGGAUCUGGGUUGGGUUCUUGCGUCAUUGGCGAUUGUGGGCCAAGGACCAUCGAAUGCAACGACGUCGGUGCUGCCCCACUAGCAACACCGACGGAGUUCACUCUUAAUACCGGUGGGCAAGACUUCUACAACGUGAGCCUCAUCGAUGGCUGCAACAUGUCGAUGAGAGUGGAAGGGAGUGGUUGGUCAGGAAUGUACGCAUCGAUGGGCUGCACGGUGGAUCUGAACCAGGGCUAUCCGACGGAGCUGAAGGUCGGAGACGACAGCGUGUGCAGGAGUGCGUGCGAGGCAUUUGGGAGCCCGGAGUACAGUUGCAGCAGCGCGUACAGUACACCUGCCACCUAA
Vitis vinifera (wine grape) is the source of this 639-nucleotide messenger RNA. Its product is annotated as thaumatin-like protein 1. NCBI's taxonomy places the organism in Eukaryota, Viridiplantae, Streptophyta, Magnoliopsida, Vitales, Vitaceae. Gene Ontology annotation, cellular component: extracellular region. The coding region runs from base 1 to 639 and encodes 212 amino acids. The record is from RefSeq and is a predicted model, not a curated record. Gene Ontology annotation, biological process: defense response. The transcript has 3 exons.